This is a messenger RNA of Sorex araneus (European shrew), 6170 nucleotides long. RefSeq names its product ATPase phospholipid transporting 11C (gene ATP11C). NCBI's taxonomy places the organism in Eukaryota, Metazoa, Chordata, Mammalia, Eulipotyphla, Soricidae. Gene Ontology annotation, molecular function: ATPase-coupled intramembrane lipid carrier activity; magnesium ion binding; ATP hydrolysis activity. The transcript has 30 exons. Gene Ontology annotation, biological process: phospholipid translocation. Bases 150 to 3539 code for a protein of 1129 amino acids. The record is from RefSeq and is a predicted model, not a curated record. Gene Ontology annotation, cellular component: trans-Golgi network; recycling endosome; endoplasmic reticulum.
CCGGAGCGCUGGCGGCGGGCGGCCGGGCAGCCCGCCUCGCCGUCCGCUGCGCGCCGGCGGCCCACGCCGCAGUGUGUUUCGUGGACGGCGCCUCCCCGGACCCACAGCCCCGCGCGCCGCCCGCCCGGCCGCCGGCAGCCUCGGCCGCGAUGUUCCGCCGGAGCUUUAAUCGCUUUUGUGUCGGGGAAGAGAAGCGAGUUGGGACACGCACGGUGUUCGUGGGCAAUCACCCAGUCUCUGAGACCGAAGCCUACAUUGCACAGAGAUUCUGUGACAACAGAAUCGUCUCAUCCAAGUAUACACUUUGGAAUUUUCUCCCAAAGAAUCUCUUCGAGCAGUUCAGAAGAAUCGCCAAUUUUUAUUUUCUCAUCAUUUUCCUUGUACAGGUCACCGUUGACACUCCAACAAGUCCAGUUACCAGUGGCCUCCCGCUUUUCUUUGUGAUAACAGUCACAGCCAUCAAGCAGGGAUAUGAGGAUUGGCUGCGGCACAGAGCUGAUAAUGAGGUCAACAAGAGCACCGUUUACAUUAUUGAAAAUGCAAAGCGAGUGAGAAAAGAGAGUGAAAAAAUCAAGGUUGGCGAUGUCGUGGAGGUACAGGCAGAUGAAACCUUCCCCUGUGAUCUUAUACUCCUCUCGUCGUGCACUAGUGACGGUACCUGUUAUGUUACCACGGCCAGUCUGGAUGGGGAGUCUAAUUGCAAGACGCAUUAUGCAGUACGUGAUACCAUUGCACUGUGUACAGCCGAGUCCAUUGACACUCUCCGAGCAGCAAUUGAAUGUGAACAGCCACAGCCCGACCUCUACAAGUUUGUCGGGCGAAUCAGUAUCUACAGUAAUAGUCUUGAGGCUGUUGCCAGGUCUUUGGGUCCUGAAAAUCUGUUGCUGAAAGGAGCUACACUAAAAAAUACCAAGAAGAUAUAUGGAGUUGCUGUUUACACUGGGAUGGAAACCAAGAUGGCUUUGAAUUACCAAGGGAAAUCUCAGAAACGUUCUGCUGUUGAAAAGUCUAUCAAUGCCUUCCUGAUUGUGUACCUGUUUAUCUUACUGACCAAAGCUGCCAUAUGCACUACUCUAAAAUAUGUUUGGCAAAGCAACCCUUACAAUGAUGAACCGUGGUAUAACCAAAAGACCCAGAAGGAGCGGGAAACUCUAAAGGUUUUGAAAAUGUUCACCGAUUUCCUGUCGUUUAUGGUUCUGUUCAACUUUAUCAUACCUGUCUCCAUGUAUGUCACGGUAGAAAUGCAGAAAUUCCUAGGCUCCUUCUUCAUUUCAUGGGAUAAGGACUUCUAUGAUGAAGAAAUUGAUGAAGGAGCCCUGGUGAAUACAUCAGACCUCAACGAGGAACUUGGUCAGGUGGAUUAUGUAUUUACGGAUAAAACUGGAACACUCACGGAAAACUGCAUGGAGUUCAUUGAGUGCUGCAUAGACGGGCACAAGUACCGAGGGGUAGCUCAGGAAGCUGAUGGACUCUCUCAAACUGAUGGGCCCUUGACCUAUUUCGACAGAGCAGAGAAGAAUCGAGAAGAACUCUUUCUGCGUGCCUUGUGUUUAUGUCACACUGUGGAAAUUAAGACUAAUGAUGCUGUCGAUGGAGCUGGGGAGCCCCCGGAAUUAACCUACGUCUCCUCUUCACCAGAUGAAAUAGCUCUGGUGAAAGGAGCAAAGAAGUACGGGUUCACGUUUGUGGGGAUUCGGAAUGGCCGCAUGAGGGUAGAGAACCAAAGAAAAGAAAUUGAAGAGUACGAGCUGCUUCACACCUUGAACUUCGAUUCUGUCCGCCGCCGCAUGAGCGUCAUUGUGAAGAGCCAAGCAGGAGAUAUACUUCUGUUUUGUAAAGGAGCAGACUCAGCAGUUUUUCCUCGGGUGCAAAAUCAUGAAAUCGAGUUAACUAAAGCCCACGUGGAGCGCAAUGCAGUGGAUGGAUAUCGGACACUUUGUGUAGCCUACAAAGAACUUGCUCCAGAUGAAUAUGAAGCAAUUAACAGACAGCUCAUCGAGGCCAAAAUGGCCUUGCAAGACCGAGAAGAAAAAAUGGAGAAGGUUUUUGAUGAUAUUGAGACGAACAUGAAUUUAAUUGGAGCUACGGCCGUGGAAGACAAGCUCCAAGAUCAAGCGGCGGAGACCAUCGAAGCGCUGCACGCUGCAGGCCUGAAAGUCUGGGUCCUCACCGGGGACAAGAUGGAAACGGCUAAAUCCACCUGCUAUGCCUGCCGCCUGUUCCAGACCAGCACUGACCUCCUGGAGCUGACUGCAAAAACCGUCGAAGAAAGCGAAAGGAAGGAAGAUCGCUUACAUGAGCUGCUGAUCGAGUAUCGGAAGAAGUUGCUGCAUGAAUUUCCUAAAAGUACUAGAAGCCUUAAAAAAGCGUGGACAGAGCACCAGGAAUACGGACUCAUCAUCGAUGGCUCCACACUCUCCCUCAUAUUAAAUUCUAGUCAAGACUCUGGCUCUAACAACUACAAAACGAUCUUCCUACAAAUCUGUAUGAAGUGCACGGCCGUGCUGUGCUGUCGGAUGGCGCCCUUACAGAAAGCCCAGAUUGUCCGAAUGGUGAAAAACCUGAAAGGCAGCCCCAUAACCUUGUCCAUAGGGGACGGCGCUAAUGAUGUCAGUAUGAUCUUGGAAUCCCACGUGGGAAUAGGCAUUAAAGGCAAAGAAGGUCGCCAAGCAGCAAGAAACAGUGAUUACUCUGUUCCAAAGUUUAAGCAUUUAAAGAAAUUGUUGCUGGCUCAUGGACAUCUCUAUUAUGUGAGAAUAGCACACCUUGUACAAUAUUUCUUCUAUAAGAACCUUUGUUUCAUUUUGCCUCAAUUUUUGUACCAGUUCUUCUGCGGAUUCUCGCAACAGCCACUCUAUGAUGCCGCUUACCUUACGAUGUAUAAUAUCUGCUUCACUUCCUUGCCCAUCCUGGCUUACAGCCUCCUGGAGCAGCACAUCAACAUCGACACGCUGACCUCAGAUCCCCGAUUGUAUAUGAAAAUUUCCGGCAAUGCCAUGCUACAGUUGGGCCCCUUCUUAUAUUGGACAUUCCUGGCCGCGUUUGAAGGGACAGUGUUCUUCUUUGGGACUUACUUUCUUUUUCAGACAUCCUCCUUAGAAGAAAAUGCAAAGGUUUAUGGAAACUGGACCUUUGGAACCAUUGUUUUUACAGUCCUGGUAUUCACUGUAACUUUAAAGCUCGCCUUGGACACCCGUUUCUGGACAUGGAUUAAUCAUUUUGUGAUUUGGGGUUCUUUAGCCUUUUACGUGUUUUUCUCAUUCUUCUGGGGCGGAAUUAUUUGGCCUUUUCUUAAGCAGCAGAGAAUGUAUUUCGUGUUCGCUCAAAUGCUGUCUUCUGUAUCCACAUGGUUGGCCAUAAUUCUUCUAAUAUUUAUCAGCCUUUUCCCUGAGAUUCUCCUGAUAGUGUUAAAGAAUGUAAGAAGAAGAAGUGCCAGGAGAAAUCUGAGCUGUAAAAGGGCAUCUGACCCAUUAUCCACCAGACCUUCAGUCAGACCUCUUCUUUUACGAACAUUCUCAGACGAAUCUAAUAUAUUGUAACAGAAUCCGAAUCUCGAGCUGCCUAUGUUAUUGUCCUACAAGCAUAUUGACAGUGGUUACAGCUAAAAAACGAAAGCAUGAAGAAACAGAUACAAAAAGUUAUCAUCUCAGGAUACUCGAUAUGCAACAAACUAAAACACUCUCUUGUGUCUAGAAAUCAAAACUAAUGUCCAUUAAAAUACCAAAUGACUCUUUAGCAUUUACAGUUACUGUAAGUUGCCUCCAUGGCCAGAGCGCUAAGUUACGAAUUAAUCUGAAAGUUGAAAGCAAGAAUACUUAGAAUUUCUGGCUUUAGAUAGAAUAAAAUAAUUACCAAAUGGGUACUUUUUCUCACCCACAAAUUCUGUGAAUGGAUUUAAACACAGUAGUAUAAAGUAGAAGUCAUGCCAUGGGAAUGAAUAGAUUUUUUUUAAUAUUACUUUUUUUUUGCCUGGCAGAAGAAAUAGGCUGUUUGGAUCACAUUUCUUGUACCUGCUGAAUGAUAAUCUUAGAUUCUUUGUUUUCAGACAUCUGAAAAGAAUACCUGAAAACAGGAGAGGACUCAGCGAUAGCAUUCGAUAGGGGAGUUAAUCCUUUCUGUAUAUACACAGGAUAGUUUUUUCUCUUGAUUGAAUAUCCUAGCCAUAAAAUACCUUGAACACUUAUGUGAAAGAACGAUAAUCUGGAAUAUUUUUGUGAGAAUAAAAAAAUCAUUUUAUUUUUCUUAUGCUGAAUUAAAUCCCACGUAAUAAGGGCCGAGGAGCUCUGGGAUUUGAAAGUAAACCAUUUCAAAUAACUUAGUAACCCUUCCUCAACCUGAAGAUAACACUGAUGUAUUCAAAUGUAAGUUUGCUCUGGAUCAGUGAUGAUGCGAGGGGCGGGGGAGGAGCAAGGCAGAAACAAAGGCCAUCCUGAGCAUCAGUCCUGUGUAAGUUCUUGCUGAAGAGAAUCCGAGAGGAGCCUGUUUGGGAACAAGAACGUUUUCUUUGGCAGAGGUUGCAUUUGAAUCUGAGCAGCACCUGGGAUGGGGAGGGGCUGCCCUUCAUCCCUCAAGAUGGUAAGCACGCUACAGAGCCUUGGUAUUGAACUUGAAUGUUGUCUCUCCUAGGAAACUUGGCUAAGGGUCGUGCUCCAAACUCUCAGCCACGUGACUGACUUUGGUAAAGUCCUCAACUUACUGGCCUAGGAGGAGGUCUUCGCCUCCCAGGGCGAAGCAGCUGAAGCAUCAGAAUGUGAAAUGUGUUUCUUCCUUGUUAAAACAAAACACUUUCUUUGGAUAUAAAUGACUCCACUUGACUACUAGAUUAAAAUGGUCUUUUAAAAUAAUUGUUUUCCUUCACUUUCCAUGUUGGGUUGUCUUUCUGGCAUGCCUGUAUGAUUAUUAGUGUUUCUGUUGUACUUUGAUUUGAUGACGUAUUGAAAUCAACCUAUACCAGUGUAUUUAUAUAGUCCGUAUGGCACAUUUGAUUCUUCAUGUAAAUUAUGUGUUAGUGUUCAGCUGUAAUUUUUCUUAAACUCUAGAGAAGACAUGAUUUCAUUUGUCGGCAACCAUUCCAUUCUUUACUGACUCAUUUUCACAAUGUGUAUUCCAUGUCAGUAUUAGUUUUGAGUGUGUUGUUAGAAGUUACUCACAGAUUACGGAAGUGUGCUGUGUUCUAGUAACCUGUAUUGGAGGUAGUCUGCUGGAAAUGUCUUUUUAUUCUCUGCCUAGUCCAAAGAGCUACAGAAGCAAAAAUCAGACCCAGGAAAGCUUUCAGUGUGUUGUUGUGCUUAUGGUUGUUGCUUUAUUUUUAAUGUUUUAUGUGAAUACUACGGGGACUGUGAAUACAAACAGGAGAGCCAGGAGGGAUAGACUUAUUUAAUGUAGAACCAUUGGAGAUUUGCCAUGAUCAGAAUGUCCAAACUAGAGGAAAUAUAAUAACUGGUGGCAGAUAAAAUGCCUAUGGCCAGAAAGUCAGGUGACUAAAGAGGAUUUAGAAUCAGGUCUCAGCUAGCCAUUAUACUGCAGCUCAAACUCCCAGUGGCAGUGAUGGGUAAUGUCAAGGCCCAGAUCCUUCAGAAGGAUCUGACUUUCCCUUUUUGUAUGGUAUUUUAUUAAGGAGCUAAAAAAAUGACUAGGGGAGGUUAGCACAUGGAAUAAAUUGAAGUAAGCCAUUGAAGUAAGGACAUACCUAGUACUACAAUCAAACCACGUUGUGUGAUGACAGAGGAAAAUAAAUGUGAUAAUAGGAUCAUAUGCCUAUGAUUUGACUGAUUUGAAAUCUCAAGUUGUUCUUAUAAUUUCUCAAAAUGUUGUCCAUCGUUUGAAGAUGUUGCCUACCAAACCGAAAACAUCAAUUCCACAUCUACUACAUAGACACCAGCAACAAUGUAAAUGUAAGCCUAAAUUUGCAAAUUCACAAUAGUUUAGUGAUGGAAUUUUUUAAUAACAUGCAGUAUAUAAUUGUGCAGAUUUUAUGCAAGUGUUGACAAAUCAUUUUUCAGCUUAAAAUGGAACUGCAAUAUUACAUUUUUCACUUAAGCGAUUUUUUACAUCUCGUUGUUGCUUUCUAUAAUGAAUGUGAAUGCCAUCUUUUAUGAAUGCAACUUGCCUUUUUCAUUACAGAAAUUUUUGUUUGAUGUAAUCAAUAAACUUUGGUAUGAUAUGAUUGA